UAGCUAUCAUCCCAAUCCGAGCCGAUCACCAUUAGAUUCGUCGCCAGCUCAACUAACCUAUAGAAAUUCAUCUCCUCUUCUUCCUCAAGUCCAAUCUCUUUCCUCUCUCAACUCUCAAUAAUGUCCUCCCUCUUCUCUCUCCUCCUCUCCAUCCUCCUCCUCUCUCCCAAACCCUCCACUGCAUUUCUCCCAAGAGCAAAGCUCACCACAUCCGACCCUCAAAAACCCCAAAAUUUUCAUCCUCGAUCUCACUCACAGUCUCCAUCCCCAACGAAAUUCUUCGAGGUAACUCGACCCAUUUCGAAGCCCAGCUCAAACUGCCUCACCAUCCUCACCCACGAUUUCGCCCGCCAACCUACGGCACGCCCCCACAGCCACGCGCUACUCCCCUCCCUUCUGCCUUCCGCCCCGCCUCCGCCGCGCUCUCGGCCAUCCUCCGCGGUCUUCCGCUGGUCCGUCCACCUGCUCGGCCGCCAGUCGCCGACCAGCAUCUUCGGCGUCUGGCUCUCCGGCGUCGAGCUCCUCCGCAGCUGCACCGCCGAGCCCCGACCCGACCCCGGCAUCGCCUGGACCGUCGAAAAAGACAUCACUAGGUACUCUUCUCUUCUAUCACAUCCCCAAACCCUAGCUGUCUAUGUCGGUAACCUUGUUGAUAAGACCUACACUGGAAUUUACCAUGUUAAUCUCUCGAUCGAAUUCUACUUCGGCGAGCCAAACAAGCCCAAGAUGCCCAAUGUCGCACCCGGGUUCAACUCCCCUGCGGAUUUGGUCAUGCCUGUGUCGAGACCCUUGCCGUUGAACGACGGGCAAUGGUUCGAAGUCCAAAAUUCGGCGGACUUGCAGACCUCAGAGGUUUUGUUCCCGAAGAAUGUGUAUCGGGCUGUUCUUGAGGUUUAUGUUUCUUUUCACCAGAAUGAUGAGUUUUGGUACACAAAUCCCCCGAAUGAGUAUAUAGAGAAGAACAAUAUCAGUUUAGCGGGAAAUGGGGCUUUUAGAGAGGUAGUUGUGAGUUUGGAUGGGAGUGUUGUUGGCGCUGUGUGGCCUUUUACUGUGAUUUAUACUGGAGGGGUGAAUCCUCUACUUUGGAGACCGAUAACGGGUAUUGGAUCCUUCGAUUUGCCUUCGUAUGAUAUUGAGAUUACGCCAUUUUUGGAGAGGGUUUUGGAUGGGAAGAAGCAUGUGUUAGGGUUUGGUGUUUCUGAUGCUCUGGAUGUUUGGUAUGUCGAUGCGAAUCUGCACCUUUGGUUGGAUAGUAGGAGCAAGAAAACUGUCGGGGAGUUGAUUAAGUAUACUGCUCCCCAGAUUGAGCUUUCAUUAAUUUCUAAGUUCAAUGGUCUCGAUGGGAGGUUCGAUACUGUUGUAAAACGAGAGAUAUCUGCGACUGGAUGGGUGAAAUCUUCAUAUGGGAAGAUCACGACCCAUUUCUUUCAGACAUUUGAUUUCAAGAACUAUAUGGAGUUCAAAGGGAAUGGGAGCGAUCAGAUAGUGAAUCAGACUAUAGAUUUCAAUCACGGUGUCUAUGCAAAGCAUCCAUCCUCGGUUGUGUACUCCGAGCAAGUGUUUCAGAACUUUCCGCUUUACUUGUACACGGGCACCUCUGAUCAAGUGAAUGAUACUUACUCUCUGGUAUCGAAUGUAACAUUAGGGUUCAAUGAGAAGAAGUUUUCGGGUGAAAAGUUUGGUUUUGCUUCGAGUAAUUUGAGAAAUUUGCAGAAUGCUCAAGGGAGCAUGCAUGUUAAGGGGAAUUUGGUGACUGGGGGUUUAGGGAGUACUCAGCAAGUGUAUAAAUAUGAGGGCACUGAUGGUUGCUACUUUAGGAAUGUGAGCAGUAGGAAUUAUACUGUUCUAUAUGAUGAAUCAGGAGGAUCUUGUACUGAGCGAUUGGGAUACUUUUAACCAACAUGAUUUCAUUGGCAUCUGAAACACAUAAUAUUGUGAUUUCUUUCAUUGCUCAAUAAGAAGAGUUUCUGCUAAUGCUUUGUGGGCAGGAUAUGUGAACUCUUCAUAGAUAUUUACUGCAAAUAUGGCUGUAAGUUUUAACUGAACCACAGUUUGUAGAUUAGUUUUCAGAAAUUUGGUUUGUAUUAAUUUGAUUAUUUUCAAAGUUCAAAUUAUUUGUUAGUAUUUGUUAUCUUGGUACAUUAUUGAAGGUUUAAUUGUUAAUGGAUAAUGGUA
Asparagus officinalis (garden asparagus) is the source of this 2175-nucleotide messenger RNA. RefSeq names its product peptide-N4-(N-acetyl-beta-glucosaminyl)asparagine amidase A-like. NCBI's taxonomy places the organism in Eukaryota, Viridiplantae, Streptophyta, Magnoliopsida, Asparagales, Asparagaceae. The record is from RefSeq and is a predicted model, not a curated record. Gene Ontology annotation, cellular component: vacuole.